GUUCUUACUCGGACUGUUCUUGAGCAAUACAGUACCCCGUAUUUUCUCCACCAUUCGGACAACACGAGUUCAGUUCUCGUCUCUGAUGUUCUCACUGAUGAGAAUUACACCGCUCGGAGCAGAUCGAUGAUCGCUGCGCUCACAGUCAAGAACAUGAUUGGCUUCAUUGAUGGAUCCAUUCCUUGUCCAUCAGAGCAUUUCUCUCUCUUUCGUUCGCGGCUGAGGAGCCGGAGACUCGAUGAUUCUACUUUGCAAAUUCUGGAAUUUGUUUCCGUUUCCAAAGACGUGAAGUCGUUGAUCGAAGCCAAAUCCAGAUUAAAAGAACUACUCAGAUUUGAAUCUCUAUCUAUCAUUCGCGAAACCGUCGAAAAAACUGACGAUCAAAAGCUUCUAGUCCUCGAAUUUCUGGUUCGAGCUUUCGCUCUUGUUGGAGACACUGAGAGUUGCCUAGCUUUGAGAUAUGAGGCCUUGAGUUUUCGGGAAAUGAAGUCUUCUAAUCAGAAAUGGCUUCAAGUUUCACACGUGGAAUGGUUAAACUUCGCUGAGCAUUCAAUGCAUUCUGGCUUUAUUUCUAUUGCCAUUAAGGCAUAUGAGCUUGCGCUGUCACGCCUUCAGCAGAGUGAUACUGAAAACUGCACAUCACACAGUUUGUCUAAAUGCGUGGAAGUUAUCGAAAAGAUAAAUAGACUCAAAGAUCAUGCUCUGAAAUCAGCUGCUUCCCAUUCUGUUCAGGCUCUCACAUCUGAGUAUUUGAAAAAGAAAGUAACUGAGAGGAACAGAAAGGAUUCUUCAUUCUGCACAAGAACUCCGUUUACAGCAAGCACUCUAUUCAGAAGUGGCAUCAGAAACCAUAAUGCAAGAAAGCUGCAAGAAUAUCAGGGUUUGCCGGAGUUUCCUAGUGAAUCGUACAAUCUCCAGUUUGGUGACCGAUCCUAAAUAUAGUCUCCCUUCACACCCAUCAGACUGGAUAAAUGACGUCCCAGGUCAGGACGUGUCUGUUUCCUUCAGGCAAUAGGUCGCAUUGGCAAACUUAGUUCUUUCGUUACUGGGAAUCGAUCGCGGAAACUCGCUGGUAAAAUAAUAAUGUUUCAUGUUUGCAAUGAAUUCCAGUUGUUAAGUGUAGGUCGCCACUUGAUGCCACAGCCCCUUCUGGCAGGUCCUUACUAUCAAAUAUUCUUCAAUAUUCUGUUAAUCCUAUUUUUCAAAACCA
Messenger RNA from Momordica charantia (bitter melon), 1210 nucleotides. RefSeq lists its product as uncharacterized. NCBI's taxonomy places the organism in Eukaryota, Viridiplantae, Streptophyta, Magnoliopsida, Cucurbitales, Cucurbitaceae. Gene Ontology annotation, biological process: meiotic DNA double-strand break formation. The record is from RefSeq and is a predicted model, not a curated record.